UUUCAUGUAGUAGAUGAGUGGAACACGCUAAUCUGUGUAAAUUGAAUAUGCGGUGAAAAAAUUCGAUUAUUUUAAUAAAAAUCUAAUGGCUGCUAUUGUAAAUUAAGUAAUUAAUUAGUUUUAAUACAUACAUACUAUAACAUGGUGCGAGAGUGUAAGUGCUUCGUGAAUGUGCUCUGCCCUAGGAUUGUUUGUUUGUGUUCAUUGCCUACGGUCGCGUCUCGUCGGGCCCGUCAGUCGUCUUCGCGUUGUGUCAGUCGCAGUCGGUCGGCUCGAGCUCACCUUGAGUAUCGCACUCGUCUCGCAUUUUAUUUUCGACUUUGUUUAAUGGCAUAAUAUCUACGUGUGGUAUCAACAAAACAAUGCUAUUGGACUGUAUCGCUGUCAGAUAAUCGAAUAAUGAUAAGAACAAUGUGAAAUCAAUGUUACAAUGAAUUUAUGUACUUUCGUAUUAGAAGAAAGACAGUAGACAGAAUCCGUGAGUGUUGGGUCGGGUAUAUAUUUGUAAAAAUGAGACAUGCAUUCGGUCGAAAUGCAAAAAAGUGUAUCAGUGCAAGUAGAUAGUGAUUUCGCUUUGUUACUGCCGAGCGGUGUCUACGAAAUUAAAAAAAUGGAGCCAAGAUCGAAGUUACGAAAAGUGAUACUGUUCUGUUUACUACUAUCACUGUUUGGUAUGGUGGCAUUUGGAUACUUCUGUCCCGAUCAGGUGUGCGCACUGACACCGCGGGAUCGGGUGUCCGAGUCGUUGGCCCUCUCGUACGCUGAAGCUCCUGGCAGGCCGCUCCCUGACGUCAUCGCUCAGCCGGGUCUCUCCUAUGACGAAGUCCUCCACGACGACUUCCGAUUCGACCUGAACGCCCACGACGUCAUGGUCUUCUUGCACAUACAGAAAACUGGCGGAACCUCUUUCGGGAAACACCUCGUCAUGGAUUUAGAUUUAAAGAGGCCAUGCAACUGUCAACGAGCGCGAAAACGGUGCCAUUGUUUUCGACCGCACAGCAACGAAAUAUGGCUGUUUUCGAGAUACUCUACCGGUUGGAAGUGUGGUCUACAUGCUGACUUCACGGAACUGACUGCGUGUGUGGGCGGGGAGCUGGACCGGCACGAGGGAUCCGCAGUGCAUCGCCGGUACUUCUACAUCACGCUGCUGCGGGAACCGGUGUCCAGGUACUUGUCGGAGUACAGGCACGUGAAACGCGGCGCCACGUGGAAGGGAUCGCGGCACUGGUGUCAAGGAAGAACUGCUACAGCUGCUGAAGUGCCAGCUUGUUACUCCGGAGACUCUUGGCGUGGUGUGACUCUGGAAGAGUUCAUGUCUUGUCCCUGGAACCUGGCAAACAAUCGGCAGACUCGUAUGUUGGCUGACCUGGCGCUGGUGGGCUGCUACAACGGAACCCUUAAGCACCGCACAGCAGAGACCGACAGAGUCCUCCUCGCGUCUGCUAAAAGAAAUCUUGCUGCAAUGGCGUAUUUUGGACUUACAGAAUAUCAGAAGAUAUCUCAGUACGUGUUCGAGGAGACGUUCAACCUGCUGUUCGCGGUGCCGUUCACACAACACAACGCGACGGUGUCGGGCGCCACCCUGGCCGCGCUGUCGCCUUCUCAAAUCGCACACAUCAAGCGACUUAACUCACUCGACCUCGAACUCUACGAGUUUGCCAAGAACCUCAUGUUUAAAAGAUUCGAAGCAUUGAAGAAACGAGACACGGACUUCGAGUACCGGUGGCGGCAUUUGGGGGAAGUGGCACGCAGCGGCGUCACCGAGUUCGACUGGGACAGCAAUUUGGAAGACGCCACGACCGAGAAGUCCAAAGGCAAGUAACUUGCCUCGCCCGCAGGUGGCGCCAGUGACGUCUCCACCCUAGUGCAUACACUAGUCAUAGAUAACCACACAAAUUGAAUAAAGAAUUUAUUUUUUAUUCACAGGUCUCGUUGUGACCUUGUAAAUACUAUUAGAACGCGUUAAGUACAUUUCUCAGAGCGAUCGUGAACGAAAUCAAUUUAAAUCGCGCUGUACAAAUAACUUUAUUUUAUUAAUCGUCGUGCAUUUAUAGUAAAAAUAUUCUAAAUUAGAAUUUUUAUUAAUUUUUAUCUUUGGCAAUGUUUUAUUUUUAUUUGUAAAAUGCGCUCUAAAUCCAUCCCUUAUAGAGUUAAAACUAUACAUAAUUACAUACAAUAUAUUAUAAAUAUAUCUGUAGUAGGAAUGUAAUGUUGUUCUAUAUUGUUGAAUGAAUGUUGACGUUUGAUAGAUACAGGGUAGGUAAUGCAUCUAGGUUGAACCCAACGAAGUGUAGCCUUUAGUGUAAUCGUUACUAGUAAUUUCCAGUGAAAAUUGUGACAGAGCUCCAACUUGGAAGUAUUCAUGCGGCCGGGAUUUAAAUAUAAUGAAUCAAUGUCGUCAGCAAUGGCUAUCCGAUCGUACUGGAAAUAGUUUGAAAGUAAAGUGAAAUAGAACGAGGGACAUUAAUUCUUCGAAGUAGGAGUUGUGAAAGGACUCCGAGGUAAGCGGUUAUGGCCGGGACGUGGACUGGCGAUGACGUCCGAAUUUAUUUCCCAACCAGCUUUUCUCAUUUAUCGAGAGAACAGGAUGCGGUCAAUUGCGAUUGUUUGUGAUUGAAUCGAAACGGGUGAUUGAUCGUGUCGGCUGUAUUGUGGGAGAAUCGAGAGCGGGACCGACCCCGGGGCCCGGCCGUUCUUACGAACGAGCAGCUAAUUGUGUUACUUAUCAAUUGAAUUAUGUCGUGUUCCUAUGUCGCUAACGAUACAUUUCAUUAUAUUGUCAUUAACACAAGUUAUUGUUGUUGCUGACAAAUUAAUUCUAGCAUUGUUCCUAAUUCAUAAAAUGCUUAUUUGUUUAGUAAAAGUAUGUAUAAAUCAUGUAUUUAUCAAUGGUUGUUAUUAAGGCAGCUUGUCCACUGUUCAGCCGUCCGUGUACCUCGGAGCCCAGCUUAUCAAUAGCACGUAUAAUAAGAAAACGAAUGAAAUUGCUCAGGAUACCUCAAAAGUGUGGAAUAAUUUAUACGAGUAGUUAUUUUCUGGUGUAAUUGCGCUAUUACUCACGGAUCGAACAAUAUUGUAGGCCGGAGUAGGUAUUCGCUGAACGCUCUCGAUAUGAAUGGCCCGGGACCGAGUAUCGAUAACAUCGGGGUAAUAUUUAAUUUUGCUUUCUGUUCACUAUCGAUAUCGUUAGUGUAGCAGCCCGGCCCGGUGAGCGGAACAAAGGGAAUAAGUCUAUUAAUACGUAAUGUACAGUCGACUUCAAAAGACAAAGGUACGAAAUUGUAUGCACCGCAAAUAUUAAUACAUUUGCCAUUCUCGAGGGUUGAUGGUGUCUCGAGUGCACUCAGUGCUCUAGUGGCUCUAUAUUUAGUACCGUUACUGUACCUAGCGAAUUGUAAAAGCAUUUGCAUAAGUGCAUUCAAUAGUCGAGUCCUUUUUCUAUUCUAUUCGUUUUGUAUGAAUCGGUAAACAAUCAAAAUUCUCAUUAAAUUUUUAACCAAAGAACAAAAAUGAGUGCUAUGUAUGUUUGUUCUCAUAUUGAGUUAAGUUUGAGGUUAAGUUUUAUGUUAGGGGUCUUUUUAUUUGGUUUAAGGUUUGAUUAAAAACAACAGAUAAUUGGAAAAAGUGAGUUAAAAAUGGUUUGUUUUUGAUUAAACUCAAGGCCAAUGGGACAAUUUACUCAUAAGUCCGAAGUACUGUGUAACUAUGCAGCUGUAAAUAUUACGAUUGUGUUCCAUGUGUUGUCUAUUAGUUAGUUACUUUAUGUAUAAUUUUAUUUACUAUUUUUAUAAUAACUAUCGUGAGACAUACUAAAUUAACUAAAAGUCACGGUUUACUCGCGUAAAUUAAUCGAGAAAAGCUCUACUAGUUUCGAGUCACUGAGGGACUCUCCAUUAAUUUACGUGAGUAAACCGCGAUUUUUAGUUAACGUUAUCUAUUCUUUGUAUACAGCUAAUAAGUACCUACGUGAUAAGUUCAGCUCUUUUUUAUUUUUAUAUUUAUUUUAGUUUCAUUUUGUUUUAUAUCUGUUUGAGUUCAGAUAACUAUUAUACCAAUUGGUAUGAUUGCGGGGUAUGAAAAUAAAAAAUCUCUUUAGUCCGUCAUUUAGGUAAUGAAAAAAUAUUAGACACGUAUUUUUUAUGUUGUAAAUAAAACGAUUUAAAGUCUAGGAGUGGGAGCAAAUACGCCCUUACUACGUGAAAACGUACCUAGCAGUAACGUCACGCGAUAUUUCAAAUUAAUAUUUCUUCGUAGUAUUUGUUUUCCUAAGAAAAUAAAAAAUACGUGUCUAAUGUUUUAAAAUAAUCUACAAGACGGACACUAAAAUAAAAAUUAGUCAUCUACCCUAUCAUUAUAAUCAAUUGCGUGAUUAUUUUUAUAUACGAACAAACAUCACCUAUGUCUAGUACCUCGAAGCUCUAUGGUUUUGACUUGUAUAAUUUAAUUGUAGCUCACUUUAGUUGUGAACAUUUCACUAGUAGAAUGUGUAAACAAUGAAUGUCUGUCGAAAACAAUUUUAGCACAAACAAUGCCAUUUUCAAUUCUCAUAGAGAAACAAAAGAAAUAAAGGCUUACUACUAUUUUACACGAAGCCGAUGUACCUACUGUAUUGAAAUCGAAAUAUAGCAUUCAAACAUGUAUAGCGAAAGUAAACUGCAACAAACAAGUCUAUACCGAACUGUUUGCAUUUAUUCUUAGUACGAGUGCAUUUCGUAUUCCUCCCCCAAUGCGCCAUUCUAAACUCUACGCCGACGCAACAAAGUUUAAAGUGAAGAUUCCACUUUGAAAGUGUAAGGGAAUUGUGUAUCAAAGCGAAUUUUGUUUUUUAAAGUAUUCCAAACUGUCGUACCGACUCACGACACACUUUACGAACAUUUUUUCCCCUAACGUCUGCUUGUAACUUGUCUGUUAUAUUCACGAAGUAAUUUACGGCGCCAUCUUUCUUUUUUAUAUUCCAUAUUUGCUGCAUUUAAGUACAAUUUUUAUUAUUUGCGAUGUAUAAAUCAAUGCACUUGAACCUUUUUUUUACCUGUUUAUUUCAGUUUACUAAUUUAAUUUAACUUUCAUUAUUUUGAAACGUGUACGUAUUUGUAAAUCUUAUUAAAAUGAAAUUGUAUAAAACGUUGUAUCCAGUUGAAAUGUUCCCUGUAUUUGCAAUGGUGCAGGCUGUAUGUAGUCGUGUAUAUAAUUUGUAAAGUGAAUAUGUUCUGAAGCCGGCUCCAAUUAACGUGGCGGAGUGUGAAUGCUCCGGCGCGAGCGAUUGAUACGCCGGCUCUUGACAAUAACGUUUAUAGGUCACUUCAAUUUAGUCCUUUAUACUGAAUUGUACGCAAGCAGUGUGCAUGGAGCUAUUUCUUUAUACGUAGAUAAAAAGACAUUUUACGAAUUACUUUGUAGCUGUACGCGCCGACACUCGAUCUGUCCAACUGUUAUGUAGAUCGAUGCGAACAAUAUCCGCGAGUAAUGCUUUGACAGAUCACGCUGUCGGCGACUGUACAAUUUUAUUUAUCUCAUUAACUUGAGAGCUAUCUCAAUAUCGAUGUUACUCUCAUAAUUAGUUUAUCGAAUUAGUAGUAAGUAUUGAUAAAGUAUGUAUAUUUUUCUGUGUGUAAAAAUAACGCUAAGCCCUGUGAUAUAAAAAAAAAUAUUGCACCCAAUGUUUUGCAGUAAUAUCCUUGUUUCAAAUUUAAAGGAAAGCGUUUUACUUUGGAAAUGCCUUGAUACUUUGUAUGCUUUACGAGUGUAUAUAGUAAAUUCUUAGUAAGUAUAUUGGUCUAAGUGACGUGGAUAACUUAUAAACGAUGGGUGCAUAAGCCAUAAGAUAAGUUAGCCAUAAUAAUGAUAAUAAUCCUGAUCACCACUACAUCAGGCUUAUUGGCUGCUAAUAGUUCUGGCGGUGAUGGUAGACCUGUCCUAGUACAAUAUCAUAUGAUUAAUGCUAACCGAUAUCGACAAUAAUGAUUGAAAACGUUACUGCUGUGCUCUCAGCCAAUUUUUGACAAUGGUACACUCCAUAUCUCUUUCUGCUACCUUCCCUAUGUAAACGCCGGGUCCUUGAGGACUAUGGCAGUCCAUUCUAAAGGUACGAUGCUCCAUCGAUCAGGUCUACCAUCAAUUAGCCAUGUAGUACAUGUGAACCCAUUGUGGUGUCAUGAUAAUAAACUAGAAUCCUUCAAGUUAUGUAUCGUAUGUACCAUAGCACACCACCGGUACACUUCGCGUUGUCUUGUACCAAAAUUUAGCGUUUAGUUGUUUUUUUAAGUUCCCGACUGAACCAAAAUAUAGUACUUUAUAUUGUGUUAACGAUCACCGAGUAAUAAAAACAAGAGAAACUA
Molecule: messenger RNA, 6335 nt
Organism: Spodoptera frugiperda (fall armyworm)
Lineage: Eukaryota; Metazoa; Arthropoda; Insecta; Lepidoptera; Noctuidae
Gene: Hs6st
Product: heparan-sulfate 6-O-sulfotransferase 2
Exons: 8
Coding region: 518-1822 (434 amino acids)
Cellular component (GO): membrane
Molecular function (GO): heparan sulfate 6-sulfotransferase activity
Source: RefSeq, a predicted model, not a curated record